Molecule: messenger RNA, 3745 nt
Organism: Raphanus sativus (radish)
Lineage: Eukaryota; Viridiplantae; Streptophyta; Magnoliopsida; Brassicales; Brassicaceae
Exons: 7
Coding region: 35-3745 (1236 amino acids)
Biological process (GO): telomere maintenance; DNA repair
Molecular function (GO): DNA helicase activity
Source: RefSeq, a predicted model, not a curated record
GGAUCAUCUCAGAAAAGAUAUUAUUGAGACUUUGAUGAAGAUGUUGAAUGAAGUCAAUCCAUAUGUUAAAAAGUUUAGAUCAGCAAGGGACCGCUUCAACACAGAUCCUGAAAAUUCUUUCCAUAUGAGGAUUGUUAGUGAGAGGUUAAAGGAUGGAAGGACAUAUGACACACCCUCAGCUUCAGAGGUUGCUGCGCUGAUUCCUGGUGAUUUUUGUCUUGAUAUGGACAAAAGGGAUAUUGUUCUACAACAUAAUUCUGGGAAACUGUUGAGAAUUAACGAGAUUCAUGCUUCAUAUCUUGCACUUCAGUAUCCGCUUUUGUUUACAUAUGGUGAAGAUGGAUUCAGACUUGGUAUUAAGAAAGGAGCAACAGCAAAGACAAAAAAACAUAAGAAGCCUAAUAUCAGUAUGAGGCAAUGGUUUGCUUUUCGUCUCCAUGAGCGCAACAACGAGUCUCACGCUCUCCUACAUUCUAGAAGGCUAUUUCAGCAGUUUGUGGUGGAUGCCUUCACAACUAUUGAGUCUAAUCGGCUGCGAUAUUUGAAGUUAAACCAGCCUUCUUUGCGAUCAGAUAGUUAUGACUCCAUUAAGGAGUCUGAGAACGCAAGCAAAGUGGAUAUGAGUGAGCAAGGAUCUGAGUUUACAUUACCAGCUUCAUUUGUUGGGAGUCCUAGAUACAUGAAGAAUUGUUACUUGGAUGCUAUGGCAAUAUGUAAGCAUUUUGGAUUCCCUGAUUAUUUCAUCACUUUCACAUGUAAUCCAAAAUGGCCAGAGAUCACGAGAUAUGUUAAGGCGAGGAAGCUAAAGGCUGAAGACAGAUCAGACAUUAUCUGUAGAAUUUUCAAGAUGAAGCUAGAUUCGUUGAUGGAUACUCUGACCAAGAAAAAAAUUUUGGGAGAGACUCACUCAUCUAUGUACACAAUUGAGUUCCAGAAACGUGGUUUGCCACAUGCUCACAUUCUCUUAUUCAUGAAGAAGGCAAAGAAGCUUACAACAGACGAUAUUGACAACAUCAUCUCUGCGGAGAUUCCUAACAAGAAGGAAGAACCAGAGCUGUAUGAAGUCAUUAAGGAUAUGAUGAUUCAUGGUCCAUGUGGAAGAGCUAAUACAAAUUCUCCAUGUAUGGAGAAUGGACGCUGCUCAAAAUCUUAUCCUAAAUCAUUUGCUGAGAAGACCACUAUCAAUAAAGAAGGAUUUCCUGUGUACAGAAGGCGUGAGCAGUCAGAGAACUUUGUUAUGAAGAGUGGAGUGAGAUGUGAUAAUCGUCAUGUUAUUCCUUAUAACCGGGAAUUAUCUCUUCUUUACAGAGCUCAUAUCAACGUAGAGUGGUGCAACCAAGUUGGGUCUAUAAAGUAUUUAUUCAAAUACAUUAACAAAGGACAAGACCGUGUCACAGUUGCGGUUGAACCCCCAGACAACUUGGUUGCAAGUGAGUUAGGAGAUGUUGAGCUUACUAAGGAGAAGCUUGACAAGAAAAGGAAUGAACUCAAGGAAUUCUUCGAUUGCAGAUAUGUUUCGACAUGUGAAGGAACAUGGAGAGUCCUUGCAUUCCCUAUUCACUAUCGAGCAACUGCUGUUGAGAAGCUUAGUUUCCAUCUCCCUGGAAAGCAAGUUAUUACAUUCAGAGGGAAAGACAAAUUGAAAAAGGUUUUGAACAAGAUUGACUCCUUUGCAAGAACAUUGACCUAUGCUCAGAUCCCGAACUUCUAUACUUACGACAAAAAGGCAAAGAAGUUCAACAGGAGGAAACGUGGUUUUGCUUUGGGGAGGAUUAACUAUGCUCCAAGGACCCAGGAAGAUGCGUAUUACUUGCGUGUAUUGUUGAAUAUUGUCAGAGGACCAACCAGUUAUGAGGACAUUAAAACAUACGAAGAUGUUCUCUAUCCGAGCUACAAAGAAGCAUGCGGGGCUCGUGGGUUAUUAGAUGAUGAUCAGGAGUACAUUGAUGACAUAGUAAGAAGAAGUUUUGAUAGCACAGCAAGUGAGCUGCGUAAAGUGUUUGUGAUGAUGCUUAUGAGUAACACUUUAUCUAAGCCGGAGUCAGUUUGGGAAAACACUUGGAUGUUUUUGUCUGAAGAUAUUGAGCACUCUAUGAGAAGGAAUUUUAAUAGACCAGUUUUCAUGCUCAUUAUAGGUCUGUUGCUGAGUGAUGACGACAAAAAGAAGUAUGCUUUACUGGAGAUCGAAAAAAGCUUGAAACGAAAUGGAACUUCUCUAGCAAGAUUUGUUACUAUGCCUAAACUGCCAAAGACAAGUAGCCACGAUUCAAACGUCUUGGUGUUAGAUGAACGCAACUAUGAUCGUUCUGCUUUGUUAGAGACUCUGCAAAAUGAUCUACCGAAGAUGACUUGCGAGCAAAGAAAGAUAUAUGAGGAGAUUCUUUCUACUGUUAAUAAAGGAGAUGGUGGAAUGUUUUUUGUCAGUGGUUUUGGUGGAACAGGAAAAACUUUCCUUUGGAAAUUGCUUUCUGCAGCUAUCAGAUCAAGAGGAGAUAUUGUUCUAAACGUGGCUUCCAGCGGCAUCGCAUCACUGCUGUUGCCAGGUGGUCGGACGGCUCAUUCCAGAUUCAGUAUUCCUCUAAAUCCGGACGAAACUUCUACAUGUACUUUGACGCAUGGAAGUGACCAAGCUAAUUUAGUGAAAGCAUCUUCACUUAUCAUCUGGGAUGAAGCACCUAUGAUGAGCAAAUAUUGUUUUGAGGCUUUGGAUAGAAGUUUAUCUGAUAUUGUUGGCAAACACGACACACAGCCAUUCGGUGGGAAGGUUGUUGUUUUUGGUGGUGAUUUUAGACAGGUUUUGCCUGUUAUAAAUGGUGCUGGUAGAGCUGAAGUAGCUAUGGCCUCACUUAACUCAUCAUAUCUGUGGAAGCGCUGCAGAUUACUCAAGCUCACCAAGAAUAUGAGAUUGCUAUCAGCAGAAUGGAUAUUAAAAGUUGGUGAGGGUAAACUAUCAGAGCCUAAUGAUGGUGAGGCAGAGAUAGAAAUUCCAGAUGAAUUUUUGAUUAAAGACUGUAAUGAUCCUAUAGAAGCAAUUUGCGAAGAGAUUUAUGGCACAGCAACUUCAUUGCAUGAAAAGAAAGAGCCAAAGUUUUUUCAAGAACGAGCUAUCCUCUGUCCAACUAAUGAAGACGUUAACAGAGUUAAUGAAUAUAUGUUGGACAAACUACAGGGUCAGGAAAAAAUCUAUAGCAGUGCCGAUAGCAUUGAUCCGUCUGAUACAAGUUCUGCCAACAAUGAAGCUCUUAGUGCUGAUUUUCUAAACACAAUUAAGGUUUCUGGUUUACCAAACCAUAGUCUUAGACUAAAGGUUGGUUGUCCUGUUAUGGUUCUGAGAAAUAUAGCGCCUAACGAUGGCUUGAUGAAUGGGACGAGACUGCAGAUCACUCAGCUAAUGGAUUUUAUGGUUCAAGCUAAAAUAUUAACAGGAGAGAGGGUUGGGGAGACAGUUGAUAUUCCUAGAUUGCUCAUAACCCCAUCAGACACCAGAUUGCCUUUCAAAAUGAGGAGAAGACAAUUGCCUCUUGCUGUUGCUUUUGCAAUAACAAUCAACAAAAGUCAAGGCCAAUCCCUAUCUCAAGUAGGUCUUUAUCUACCAAGACCUGUUUUUUCACAUGGCCAGUUGUAUGUGGCUAUAUCUAGAGUGACUUCCAAAAAGGGAUUAAAAAUUCUGAUUUUAGACGAAGAUGGCAAACCACAGAAGAAGACUAUGAAUGUAGUUUUCAAACAAGUUUUCGACAAUCUUUAA